AAUCGGGCUGGGCCCGCUGGGGUUGCUUAACGGGAAAUUCACAUCCCAAUCCAAUCUGCAAUAUCAUCAUCAUCAUCAUCUAUUUCCAAAACAAAAGCAGGUGAGCAAGCAAGAAAGCCAGAGCAGCAAAAUCCAAGGAAUUCAAGCAAAACAAAGAUGAUUCUACCAACCCAAUCUUCACUCUCCAAUCUCUCCAUACAUUCUCCAAUCAUCCCCUUAACAACAAUCAACUCCUCUUCAACUCAUCACAAACACCAAUCACACACUCUCCCGCUAUCAACAGCUAUUUCAUUCCCCCAAUUUAAACCCCACAACGCCGCCGCUCUCACAUUGAAACGACGUCGUCGUUUCAGUCCCUUUCGUGUCUUGUCUUCAGUGGCUUCUCCUCCAGCAGCAACUGAAAUUACAAGUACCAGCACCAAACCAAGCCCCGCAGAGGUUUCGAGAACCAUCAUGGAGUUGACUUCAGUAGCCACUCUUUCUACUUUGACUCCCCAGGGAUUUCCUCUUGGUAUCGGGGUUCGCUUUGCGGUGGAGCCUCAACAAGGCACUCCCAUUCUCUGUUUGAACCCCUCUUUUUUCCCCUCUGACUCUAAAUCCAGUCUCCAUGUCCAGUUGGAGCAAUGUGGAUUGAGGACUCCCCAGUGUACCAUUCAGGGCUGUCUUGACAAACCUCAAGAUGCAUCUGACUUGAAGAAGUUUCAAUCAAUAUGGAGAAAGAGGUUUAAUGAAGAUGUGGACGAAGAACUCAUACAUAUUGUUGCUGUGGAACGCAUACUUCAGACUGAAGAUUUUAUGGAGGAUGGUGUAUGGUUUACUUCUUUGGACUACAAAAUGGCAGUACCUGACCCACUCCGAGACUAUGCGGAAAGCAUCAUUCAGGAAAUCAACACUAAUAACAUGGAAGAUAUUCACCGCUUUUGCAACGUAUAUGUUGAUUUAAAUUUCCAGGUGUCCAAAGCUAAUAUGAUAUGGGUUGAUCGGUUAGGUUUUGAUGUGCGUUUAACCUCUCCUCAAAAUGAUGUCUUUGAGGUUCGAAUACCUUUCCCCAGGGAAGUCACAGAUGAGAAAGGUGCAAAAUCGUCUUUUAACUGUAUGUCGCAACUUGCUUGGGAAAUGGAAAAGCAUUAUCAUGCCCAAGAUUACAAAAAGGUGAAUCAAGUGAAGAAAAUCACAAGCAGAAGCCAUUGAGCGCCAUCGUCCAAACUCUCUACAUGAUAUAGCUGUAACCUGCAAGGAGUUUCCACUGAUGAAAUGACUUGCAGGUUAUGAUGAUUUCACUGGUGAAGAGAUUUUCUAGUAAGCUGUUAUAAAUUGGUGUCUUGAUAAAAAGCAUCUCUCUGCUUUAAGUUAUAUAUGGAUGAUGAAAAGUAAAGGAACAUUUGCAGUAAUAGCGGCAUUGAUCAGGGAGGAAGAGACUUGAAGAAUUAUACCGGCUAGCAGAGUACCAGUAGUAGUACCAUAAGAUUUAUGUGUUGACCUGGCUGAGCUGUAAACCAACUAUUUUUAUAUUUUGUGCUCUAAAUGGUUUGUACUUGUUA
Messenger RNA from Daucus carota subsp. sativus, 1541 nucleotides. Its product is annotated as glutamyl-tRNA reductase-binding protein, chloroplastic. The record is from RefSeq and is a predicted model, not a curated record. Gene Ontology annotation, cellular component: chloroplast. NCBI's taxonomy places the organism in Eukaryota, Viridiplantae, Streptophyta, Magnoliopsida, Apiales, Apiaceae. Bases 157 to 1191 code for a protein of 344 amino acids. The transcript is spliced from 5 exons.